Candoia aspera is the source of this 2633-nucleotide messenger RNA. RefSeq names its product cadherin 26 (gene CDH26). Lineage: Eukaryota; Metazoa; Chordata; Lepidosauria; Squamata; Candoiidae. Gene Ontology annotation, molecular function: calcium ion binding; cadherin binding. The coding region runs from base 1 to 2562 and encodes 853 amino acids. Gene Ontology annotation, biological process: cell-cell junction assembly; homophilic cell-cell adhesion; cell morphogenesis. The transcript is spliced from 16 exons. The record is from RefSeq and is a predicted model, not a curated record. Gene Ontology annotation, cellular component: catenin complex; plasma membrane; adherens junction.
AUGAGGAUCAGUCCUAAGCCUCACAGCCAGUGGGAGAUGGAAGUCCCAGUGCUGAGGAUUAGCAGGCAGACAUUGGUCUACCACAAAAGGCUUAUUAGCUUCCACAAGGCUGCUGCAAAGAUGAACCGACCUUUGUGGAAAAAGAAGGAAGUGCUGGUGAAGCUCAAAAAGGACCCAAACACCCAGGAAGUUCUUGCCAUCCAUAACUUCCAUUAUUCCCUGGGCAAUGAUGUCAGUCAAAAUAAGGAUCAUCCCAAGAGAAGCAAGCAGGAUUGGGACCCUUUCAGCAGUCUGCAUCCAUUGCGUCGCACAAAACGGAGAUGGGUCAUUACCACUCUUGAACUUGAAGAAGAAGACCAUGGCCCAUUCCCCAAACUGAUUGGAGAGCUCUUCAAUAAUAUAUCCCAAGAUGCAUCCAUGAAAUAUUCAAUUCAGGGACCGGGUGUGGAUGAAUAUCCAGAGGUUGGAUUGUUUUCUAUCAAGGAUGAUGCCAGCGGACAUGUAUAUGUGCAUCGCUCUAUAGAUCGAGAGAAGACGUCCUCUUUUACAAUACGUUUUGAUGUUCAUGAUAGAACGACUGGAGCAAUACUAGACAAUUCCUUGUUCUUCAAUGUUCAGAUUGAGGAUAUUAAUGACAACGCUCCUGAAUUUCUCCAAAAGGAAUUUAACAUUAGCGUGAAAGAAAAUCACAACAAAAGUGAACCUGUUUUCAGUGUCACAGCAGUGGAUAAGGACCAAAAAGGCACUGCAAAUUCUGAAGUGGUAUUUUGUCUGGUUUCACAAGUACCUCAUCUAAAGCCUCCUCUCUUCACUAUUGAUUCCUCUAGUGGCUUAAUACGCAUUGCGCAAUGCUUGGAUUAUGAGGCUGAUAGGACUUUCAGACUUCUCAUCAGGGCUUCAGACCGUGGAUCCCCAUCCUUGUCAUCAACUGCAACAAUCAAUAUUGCUGUGGAAGAUUCUAACAACAAUUUGCCUGUAUUCACCCAAGAAAAUUAUCAUGCAGAUGUCCCAGAAGGUAGAACCAAACACGAUAUCCUUCGCCUCAAGGUGGAAGAUAAAGAUAAUCCUAAUACACCUGCUUGGAGAGCCAAGUAUACGAUAAAGGCGGGAAAUGAAAGAGGAAACUUUGCCAUUGUGACGGAUCCUAAAACUAACGCAGGUGUUCUAAGCGUCGUCCAGCCUUUGGUCUAUGGUAGACCUUCUGUGAGGAGACUCGUCAUUGUCGUGGAGAACGAAGAGUCCUUCUUUUCCUGUAAGAGAGUCUUAGAGAGCAUCAUUGCUCCUCCACGAUUGUCUGAAGUGUCAGUGAACAUUAAUGUCACUGAUCAAAACGAUGCCCCUCAGUUCGAUCCUCCAAUUCUUAUUCUUCACCGCCAAGAAGGGAUGGUGCCUGGAACCAGACUUGUGCAAUAUGUAGCUCAGGAUCCAGACGCAGCACAACACAGGAUAAGAUACCAAAUAGUGUCUGAUCCAGGUGGUUGGGUGAUGAUCAAUGAAAAUUCUGGAAAUGUGACAACUGCCAAAACUCUUGAUAGAGAGUCCCCGUUGAUGAACAACAGCACAUACAGCAUUGUGAUUCAUGCCAUCGAUGAUGGUAUUCCACCAUUAACCGGCACAGGUACCAUCCAACUGCACCUCUCUGACCUUAAUGACAAUGCUCCAAUGCUAGUUACACCAUACUUGGUAGUCUGUGAUGGAAAAGAAAAGGGUCCUUUCCAUAUACAAGCUGAGGACAAAGAUUCCUAUCCAUAUGCAGAACCCUUUACGUUCCAAUUGGAAGAAGCUUUGGAGGGUACCGAAAAUCGCUGGAGACUAGGAGAGAGCUCUGGUAAUUCUGUUGACCUUUUUAUGCUGAAAAGCCUCCCUCCUGGCAAUUACUUGGUGCCUCUCCGUAUACAAGACUUGCAAGGGUUUUCCAGGCAACAGAGUCUGCAUGUCAGGAUAUGUUCUUGUCUGGAUGGCAUCACAUGUGAGCCACCCCUUGAAUGGGCAGCUGCAUCACUGGGUCUCAGUGGGGGAGCAAUUGGCACGAUCGUGGCUGCGUUUCUAUUAUUGAUAUUGGGCCUGCCUCUCCUGCUGUGGUGUUCCUGCAUCUCAGAAGUGGAUAAUGGCCCUGCCUUCAUUCCAUAUGAAGCAGGCAACCAAUCCCUGAUUCACUACAAUGUGGAGAGUCAACAUGUUUUGUCUCAGGAUACACCUGACUUGUGGAACCAUGCAAAACCAUCCUCAGUGUAUGCAAACAUUUUGAACGAAAAACCACCAGUUCAAGAGCUGGAAACCUUGAAUUAUCAGAACGUUAAAAUACGCAGGAAAAAUCCACAUGAGACAUUUUUGGAAACAGCGGCUGUUGUCUUGAAACAAAAAUGUGAUGACAUGACCACCCUGGAGGACAAUAUAGUUUCUUAUAUGCCUCAUGUUUAUGCGGAGGAAGGAAUACUGGAGAAAAGCGAAUCUUUAUGGACCCUUUCUGUUCCAGAAGAUGACAAAAACAGCCUGCCUGAGGAUUUCCUGGGUGGCUUGGAACCCAGAUUUAUUUCUCUUGGAAAAAUAUGCAGUAAAUGAUGAUAGCUUUUGGCCUGUGCUUAGCUAGGAGUUUUCUAAAUUAAUUUGCCAUGGGACUUUUUUAUAUGAUA